Molecule: messenger RNA, 2782 nt
Organism: Osmia bicornis bicornis
Lineage: Eukaryota; Metazoa; Arthropoda; Insecta; Hymenoptera; Megachilidae
Gene: Arpc4
Product: actin-related protein 2/3 complex subunit 4
Exons: 4
Coding region: 687-1193 (168 amino acids)
Biological process (GO): actin filament polymerization; Arp2/3 complex-mediated actin nucleation
Cellular component (GO): Arp2/3 protein complex; actin cytoskeleton
Molecular function (GO): actin filament binding
Source: RefSeq, a predicted model, not a curated record
UUUCGCGUAAUUUAUUAUAUAAAUAUCUUCGGAUAAUUAUUUACGCGCGAAUCUCGAUUUACUCUUAUUCUACAUAAAAUUUUUCGAAUCUUUCAUUUUAAGUCUAGUGAUUUGAAUGGUCAUCACGUGAUUGUCUAGUCACUGUUAUGUGCAAAUUUAUAACAUUUCGAACAAAAAGGGAGUAGUAUUACGGGAUCGUUAGAAAUAUAAGUAGGGUAUAAAAUUUAUUAAGAAAUUAAAGUAUCAUUAAUCUGGUUGAUUUAAUCGACGAUAAGAGCUUUCGAAUAUUCGCAUAGAACGGAAUUUGCCAAUCGUCAUCGUUUAAUGCAUUUCAUUACGCACGCUGCUGGAAUGCAGACGUAUGCGUAAAAACACUGCGAUGAUAUUUCGCAGGAUGUGUUCUGAAUUUAUUCAAGUUUGCUGACAAUCUGUGUUUAUUUUCGUUGAGAUACGUGCAUUCGUAAGAUAUACGAACGGAUACUCGUUAUCAGUGAAGUUCGGAACACGCCCCACACGCCGUUGAACCUGAACCGGCUGAACCCAACCCCUUGAUAUGUACAGAACGUAAUGUGUCAUUUUUCACGUGUUUCCGUGAACUUUUCGUGAACGGAGCGAAUUGUUAAAAGGAACACGACGGUAUCGCAUUUGGAUUUGAAAUACGAGAAUUAUCGUUGUUCCUCAGCAAGAUGUCGGGAACGCUGAAACCUUACCUGACAGCGGUAAGGCGAACACUUACCGCUGCUAUGUGUCUUGAGAAUUUCUCGUCCCAGAUAGUAGAGAAACACAACAAGCCUGAAGUCGAAGUGAGGGCCAGCAAGGAACUUCUUCUGACACCAAUAUUAAUAAGCAGAAAUGAUAAAGAAAAGGUGCUAAUUGAAUCGAGUAUAAACAGUAUGAGAAUAAGCAUCGCCGUGAAGCAGGCUGACGAUUUAGAGAAGAUUCUAUGCCACAACUUCACAAGAUUUAUGACGAUGAGAGCGGAGCAUUUCAUCAUUCUCAGGAGAAAGCCGGUAGAAGGUUAUGACAUUAGUUUUUUAAUUACAAACAUCCAUGUAGAACAAAUGUACAAACAUAAAAUCGUAGACUUUGUCAUUCAUUUCAUGGAGGAGAUCGACAGAGAGAUCAGCGAGAUGAAGUUAUCAAUGAACGCUAGAGCUCGCAUUUGUGCGGAAGAAUUUUUGAAAAGGUUUUAAUUUCUUGGACACAGUGUGUUACCAACAUAGCAAUAAUUGCAAAACGCCAGUUCGCUAAAAGGAAACAGUGCCCAUAAGUUAAGCCGGUUGAUUAAAUCGGGCGUAUAUUAUGGAUAAUUUCCUCUAACAUACCCGAAACGGCCCUUAUCCAACAACCGCCAAUCCCUGCUGUUCUCCAGUUAACGAAAAUCUAUUAAAAUAAAUUUUUCCACUUAAUCGAUGUUAUAUCCAGCCGUGUAACGAGUAACAAGUCUGACGUACAUGUAAGUACAGCAACGAUAUUAAUUGAACGCUCGCGUACAAAUAUCAGGUCGUUCAUUCUCCUAAAGAAGGAAACGAUAGGUGAAACUGGCAUUCGUUCAAAGAUCGUGCCGUUCUAAAACUAAUUCCCAAGUCCGCGGUAUAAAUAUCGAAAAUGAUGAAACCUGUGAAAAUCACAUUUGUAAAAUUUUCACACGACGAAGGUGACUGGUAUCGAUGGGAGGGAGAGAUAUAUCAAUGUAGACUUCUUUUUCGAGUCUAGAUCAUUUUUUCUUCUUAUAAUCGUCUUACGAACUUCAACGAUAAUCUGCCCACGGUGUGUGUAGAUUUUUACAUAUGCAAAAUAGAUAUAUAUAUAUAUACCAACGAAUAAAGUAUCACCAUUGACGAAUAUCUUUUCUUAUCAAGAUACUUCAGUGAUAUCCGUUGAAUCGUUACUUACAUAAUUAAACAAUAUCGUGGCGUAUUUUUACUUGAAGUUCAUAGUUAACGGGGGAGGAGAAUAUAAACACAGAUACACCGGGUACGAAGACGGGAAUACAGAAGCUUAUUUUGUCGAUUAUUAGGGACACUUUUUAUGGACGUAUAUACAAGGUGUUUGAAGCGUAAGCAAUUAUAAGAUCAACUGACGUCCACCAACACACAUAACACAUACAAACUGAUAUCCUAACACGUUGAACAACUGCCAAACAUCGUUUAGCAUAGCGAAAGAGGGACUGUAAUUACGAUUGUCUUAAUCAGUACGAUAGCGCUAAGGAACCAAGGGGUAUUCUUUAUUGUAAUUACGAGGAAAAAAAAAAAUAAUUUCAUUAUCUUUAUCGAUACUGUACAUUGUUUCGCGUGCGACGCGUGUGGAGCUAUUUGCACAUCGAUUUUCAUUUCUUUCGGGAUUUUUUAACGGUGAGACUAGCGGAUAGUUUCACGAGAGUAACUUCUUUUAUUUCUUCUCCUUUUACACGGUCAGACGAGCAAUUUGGCAAAUGCCUAAUCUGUUGUACAGAGCAGGAAAAUGUUGAAGUACGUGCUUCAUUUGAACAGUCGCGAACGCAAUGAGAAAGAGUGAGAGGGAGAAUGAAAGAGAGAAAGAGAGAGAGAGAAAGAGAAAUAGAGAUAGAGGCGGUGUAUGCGUAAAGCGUGCAAUUCCUUUUUUUGCAUUUAUAAAGUUCUAUUUAUCUUACGAGUCAUUGUAACCAUAUGAUUUAAUACUAAUGUAAAUAUAAAUAAACGAGAAGAAUCAUCGUGAGGAUUGUACCUUGAGCAUCCUUCAAACGGGAAACUAUUUCUUUUUUAUAGUUUCCAUGACAUGUAUGAUUCUUAAAUUAACUAUA